CUGUGUGGGUUUCUUUACACUCCCUGGCAGGCUGGGUGCCGCCUCCCUCGCCUGCCUGCCCGCCCGCCUGGGAAAGUGGGUUAGGGAGGGAAGGAGCUCAGCUCAGACACUGGCAAAGGAGCAUCCAGCCACACGGAGAAGAACACCUUCCUUUUGCAGCUUUCUCUUCAUCUUUUCUAGAGGGUUUUAUAUUUGCACUCUCUCCUUUCAGAUUGGGUUCGUUUGACUUUCCCCCCACCCCUGCUUGGGUUUUUAUGCGGGCUUUGUUAAGUCUUAGAGGGAAGAGAGACUGAGCCAGGGAAAGAGAGGCAAAGUGGAAAGGAGCACAAACUGGCAAAGCCCGUUCUGCCUUGGCUGUUGAUGAAAGCCCUGUGUUUGUAAAGCCCUCUCGGCGUGAGCAGCACGCACACACCCUCCAGAGUACACCGCGGACCUGCACCUCGGCGUGGCCACCAUGGUCGGCAGAGUUCAGCCUGAUCGGAAACAGUUGCCACUAGUCCUACUGAGAUUGCUCUGCCUUCUUCCCACAGGACUGCCUGUUCGCAGCGUGGAUUUUAACCGAGGCACGGACAACAUCACCGUGAGGCAGGGGGACACAGCCAUCCUCAGGUGUGUUGUAGAAGACAAGAACUCGAAGGUGGCCUGGUUGAACCGUUCUGGCAUCAUUUUUGCUGGGCAUGACAAGUGGUCUCUGGACCCUCGGGUUGAGCUGGAGAAACGCCAUUCUCUGGAAUACAGCCUCCGAAUCCAGAAGGUGGACGUCUAUGAUGAGGGUUCCUAUACUUGCUCGGUUCAGACACAGCAUGAGCCCAAGACCUCCCAAGUUUACUUGAUCGUGCAAGUUCCACCAAAGAUCUCCAACAUCUCUUCGGAUGUCACUGUGAAUGAGGGCAGCAAUGUAACCCUGGUCUGCAUGGCCAAUGGCCGUCCUGAACCUGUGAUCACCUGGAGACACCUUACGCCAACUGGGAGAGAGUUUGAAGGAGAAGAAGAAUAUCUGGAGAUUCUUGGCAUCACCAGGGAGCAGUCAGGCAAAUAUGAGUGCAAAGCUGCCAAUGAAGUCUCCUCGGCGGAUGUCAGACAAGUGAAGGUCACCGUGAACUAUCCUCCCACUAUCACAGAAUCCAAGAGCAAUGAAGCCACCACAGGGAGGAAAGCUUCACUCAAAUGUGAGGCCUCGGCAGUGCCUGCUCCUGACUUUGAGUGGUACCGGGAUGACACCAGGAUAAACAGCGCUAAUGGCCUUGAGAUUAAGAGCACGGAGGGCCAGUCCUCCCUGACGGUGACCAACGUCACUGAGGAGCACUAUGGCAACUAUACCUGCGUGGCUGCCAACAAUCUGGGGGUCACCAAUGCCAGCCUAGUCCUUUUCAAGCGUGUUUCACCCACAAUCCCCCAUCCCAUUCAAGAAAUUGGCACCACCGUGCACUUCAAGCAAAAAGGGCCUGGGUCGGUGAGAGGAAUAAAUGGAUCCAUCAGUCUGGCCGUACCACUGUGGCUGCUGGCAGCGUCUCUGCUCUGCCUUCUCAGCAAAUGUUAAUAGAAUAAAAAUUUAAAAAUAAUUUAAAAAAACACACAAAAAUGCGUCACACAGGAUACAGAGAGAGAGAGAGAGCAAGAUGGGGGGAGACUGUUUAUUUUACAGCUUUGUGUGUUUAUAAAUGAAGGGGGAAAUAAGAAAACAAAGAAGAAAAUAACUUAAAACCAUUUUAAAAUCCAUCAAUAAAAACUAAACUAUAAGUCAGGGUGGGAAAAGUUCUACAAGGAUACGUGUAUAGCGAAGCAAAUGUAUACUACAUAAAGACUACAUCAUGCUAAGAACACCUGGAUGUUGUAAAAAUAAGACCAGUAAAGAAGUAUCAGAUGGAUAUUAACCCCCCACACACACUUUAUCCUUCCUUCAUUCUUUUUCAUCUGUGGGGAAAGAAAAAAAUAAGGUCUUGCCUUUGAUGUUUAUAUUUCCAUCAUCUUUUUAUUUCGUUCUUCAUUUGAGCUGACUCAUAGCCAUUUCAGACUAUCAGUGGAAUUCACGCUGGAAUCCCAUGUUGAGCCUUUACCUGGCUUUCCUGCCUCCACUAUCUUUCCAACUUUUAAGACCAUCUCUUGCCCCUCCAGUGUGUUCUAUCUCCCCCACAUCCAACCCAGAGACUCCCUUUCACCCCUCUUCCCCCCCUGGCUGCUGCUUCUCUUCACCCCCUACUACACCCUCCAGCACUAGUCAUGCCGCAAAUGCUAGGAAGUGCCAUUUUAAUUUUCUCCACUGUGUGCGCGUGCUCAAGUCUCUCGCUCUCACGUGGGUGUACAUGUGUGUGAGCGUGUGUGUGUGUCUCUCUCUAAAGCAUGCCAAGGGAACGGUCCAUGUGUACAUAGACUCAUUGUGCUGUAGAUACUGUCCCGCAUUGUAAUCGUGAGAUGCGGCUGUGACAAGUUGCUGGGGGACAUGGUGGGGAAGGAGGCAUGGAGCAGGGCUCCCCACCCUCCCCCAUGGCUGUCACAUGACAUUAGUGUGUAUCAACACCAAGCUGUGCCCCUUCUAAGGGCAGAACCUCAUAUUCCUCCUAGUCCAAUCAUCAGAACCCAGUCAAGAGUCACUCAGAAUAUCACUGUAAAUGAAAGUGCCUACUAUUGAUGGGGUGAGCAAACAGUAGAAAGAAUCAGUGACGUCAAUGAGGUGACCUAGGAGAGAUUUCUGAUUUCACUCUUGUUUCCUGAGUCUGAGGAAUUCAUGUAUUUCCUGGCUUUUUGCAGGCUCGCUGCAGGAGUGAGUAGCAUGUGUUGAGUAAAUCCCAAGAACCAGGAAGGUCUCCAAGUGUUAACUCAUGAAAGGAUGAUGAGCCACAUGGAGAUCCAAAGCAGCCCUGUAAUGCCCCUUCCCUGAUCUUCAAAUAACACUGCAUUUGGCCCAUGGAUUCCCUUGAGCAGAGAUUGUUUCCUAUUUCAGAUAAAACCUAGGGAGAGUGAGCAAGGCAGGAAAAAUAGACAGAUGCACAGGUCCCUACUCAUCUUGCAGAGAUGUUGGCAGAACUCUAGACAAAGCAUUGACCAUAGCAAGAAGGAAUUCAUUCCUUGUGCUCCUUUGCAGAUAUUUGUUCUGGUGUUGUAAGCUAAUACUUUAUUUGGUGGCCUGCACGAUCUCUUUUUUGCUCCACUGGUAAUGUUUGCAGCACCAUUGUUGUAGUGGUCCGUCAUUAUCCUAGGCCAGGCUGCUGGAAUAUAUUCCACCUUCCCUGCUCACUUUUGGCUUCUGAUUCCUGAAAAAGAUACUGUGGAGGAUACGAUGUCUAAGUUUACAUUGACAAGAGUCAUCUGAAAUAGGAGUUAGUUUCUUCAUCAAAAGAACUGGGAAACUUGUAAUAAUUUAGGUAGAAGUUGUAUGCAUACCACAAAGCUUGGUAUCGCGGCAACACCAGGAUUUUCUUAGGAAAGGUCUUGCAGAGAGAGCUGGCUCUCUGUCUGUAGAUAUCUUUGUCAGGAAAAUAACCAUUGCUUUCACUUAAACUAUAGGAGGUAUUGGAAGUGGUUUGGUUUAUGAAAAGACAGAGGAUUAUUAUUGAGGUCAUAAUUAAAUGUAUUUCAGAAGAGCCAAAUAUGGUACCUCCUCUAGUUUCAGAACCUGAAAAAUAGUUGUCAUCGAAUAUAAAACAGGAAACUUCCUAACUGCAAAUAGAAAAAGGAAGGAAGAGAGAAAGGAAGAGAGGAAGCGAAGGAAAAAGAGGAAAAGAGGGAAGGAAGGAACGAUGGAAGGACCUGAAAUUUCUGGUAGGAUUUAUUAAUUGAAGGCUCUUUGCAAUGAACCUUGUCUUUGAAGGUAAUGAUCUCUUUGAUAAGCAACAUUUAAAAUCUGUUCUAGGGGAUUCUAUUGUUCAUUUUGGAAAGCUUAUCACCAGUCUUCUUUUAUGAUUUUGCCGUUUAGACAUGAAACAGAAGGGCAAAUUGGGCUUGGGGAUGGAUAAGAGUAUUUGUGGCAGAUCCUCGCAUAGUACAGAAAUUCUUAUCCCAGAAAAUAGCUUCUAAAAUAUAGGGAAGGUGAGCCAUAUUCCUAUCCAGCAUCAAUGUAUUGACAAUCGGGGUUUCUCUAACAUUUUGGUCUUAGUACAGGAAUAAAAGUUUAUCAUCAUGGAUGAUAAGUGUUCCCCACAUAUUGAAAAGCCAGUCACAUCCUUAGGUGGAAGCUUUAGAGGAAUGCAUGUGAAUUUAAAGAUAUAUAAGAAAAGAAAAGUAGCAGGAGUUAAUUUGGUUUAGUAUCAGUUUCAGGAACAGAUCCUUGUGGCAUGUGACAUAUCUUAAUCAUACACCUACAUUUUGUAUUGUCUCCACCCUAUCAUAACGACAAGGUCUUGAUUUUAUGGAAGGAGAUUCUCCACUGAAAGGAAUGUCUUCCUUGUCAGCACCAUUUGUUCCCUGAGUUUUAAUAUACUGGACCAUAUAUUAAACAUAAUUAAACAUACAUUGAAUAUU
Messenger RNA from Lontra canadensis (Northern American river otter), 4458 nucleotides. It is a transcript of the gene LSAMP, whose product is annotated as limbic system associated membrane protein. The record is from RefSeq and is a predicted model, not a curated record. NCBI's taxonomy places the organism in Eukaryota, Metazoa, Chordata, Mammalia, Carnivora, Mustelidae. Gene Ontology annotation, cellular component: neuron projection; plasma membrane. The coding region runs from base 455 to 1540 and encodes 361 amino acids. The transcript has 9 exons. Gene Ontology annotation, biological process: homophilic cell-cell adhesion.